Molecule: messenger RNA, 1551 nt
Organism: Cuscuta campestris
Lineage: Eukaryota; Viridiplantae; Streptophyta; Magnoliopsida; Solanales; Convolvulaceae
Source: the annotation of a GenBank genome assembly
AAGGAAAUAGAGACCGUUGGUCAUUUUUGCACUUGCAUAAAAUAUAUCAUUUCUAAAGACAGAAAGAGUUUUGUCUUUUACAACGAACGAAAAUUCUGCUUUGUCAAGGCAGGAUACAGAAAUGAUGUUUCUGCUCAUACUAGGUACAAACAGACAAUUAUUCAAAUGCAAUAUAAGACCACUAGGUAGAGAUAAACUAUAGGUUCCGACGGCCAAUGCAUAGACGAGUGCGCCAUUGCCGACUUUUAGUUGUAUCUCUCCCUCCGUCAAUUGUCUACAUUCAUGCAAGUUCUGCAUAGAAGUACAGAUGUGNUUAAUGUGGCCCAAACGACAAUGCCAAAGGUACGCGAGAUUCAAACUGUUAGGUUUGUUUCUCUUAACAUCUACGUUAUAUAUUGCGGUAUCCAUGUCAAGGACAUAGAGACCGUUGGUCAUUUUUGCACUUGCAUAAAAUAUAUCAUUUCUAAAGACAGAAAGAGUUUUGUCUUUUACAACGAACGAAAAUCCUGCUUUGUCAAGGCAGGAUACAGAAAUGAUGUUUCUGCUCAUACUAGGUACAAACAGACAAUUAUUCAAAUGCAAUAUAAGACCACUAGGUAGAGAUAAACUAUAGGUUCCGACGGCCAAUGCAUAGACGAGUGCGCCAUUGCCGACUUUUAGUUGUAUCUCUCCCUCCGUCAAUUGUCUACAUUCAUGCAAGUUCUGCAUAGAAGUAAAGAUACAAAAAAAGAAACGGAAGAAACCAGCAGCCGACCGAAUUAAUCGGUGGAAACCAGAGACGUGCAAGUGCCGAUCAAGUCGCCGCCUCCGCCGCCGGACGCCGAGUCGCCGAGCUACACGCCUCCACCUUCCAGUAAAAAAGCCAUCACGGAAAUCCCUCUACUACGUGAAGAACCAAGUGUUUUUACUAAAGUAAAUCUGAAGAAAAGGAAAGGGACUGAGAGGGAACCCAACUUUGGGAGGAAAAUGCAACUCAGAAAGAGAAAGAAUGGGAUCCUAGGAAAAACUGCUGAGCAGGAAAACAAUCAAGCUCAAGAAGAUCCAAUUUCACAAGAAGAUCAAAUGCCGAGCAUUGAAAAGAUUGACCAAUUAAACGGUGAGAAGUUUUUGGUAGCAGAAGUUGAGAUCGAAGCAAACUCAGAGCAAAGGAGAGAGGAAGCUGACCAAGGAAAUGGUGAAGAGGAAGAAUGUGCUAGGACGAAGAAAGAUGACACAACAGAAAGAAAAGGAAAAAGGAAAUACAAAAAGAGAAAGAAAGGAACACCAGAAAAAAAUGCCGAGAAGGAAAACAAUCAAGCUCAAGAAGAUCCAACUUCGCAAGAGGAUGAACUGCUGAACAUUGAAAACAUUGACCAAUUAAAUGGUGAGAAGUUUUUGGUAGCAGAAGUUGAGCUCGAAGGAAACACUGAGCAAAGGAGUUCGAGAGAUGAGCUAAACACUGACCAAGAAAUUGGUGAAGAUGAAGAAAACACUGAAUAAGAGUGUAGUGAAGAGGAAGAAUGUGUUAGGAAGAAGAAAGUGCAACAGUAGAAAGAAAAGGUAAGAUGCAAU